Echinococcus granulosus is the source of this 1434-nucleotide messenger RNA. RefSeq lists its product as hypothetical. The transcript is spliced from 12 exons. The record is from RefSeq and is a predicted model, not a curated record. Lineage: Eukaryota; Metazoa; Platyhelminthes; Cestoda; Cyclophyllidea; Taeniidae. The coding region runs from base 1 to 1434 and encodes 477 amino acids.
AUGGUUGGAUAUCAAUGGAGCAGCCUUUUUCGCGUGCAAGUGGAAUUGCGAUGCAUUUGUCUGGAGGGCGAUUGGAGCCAUCUGCCAAUUAGCGUCACUAGAAUCCAAGCGAUUGCAACUAGCGUGGCUCCUAGUACCACGCCAUCGGCGCAAUCAAUUACUGUGCCUCACACUCAGCUAUUAACACAAGCAAACACACAUACGCCUACAUUUACACCUAGAGAGAUACAUACGCGCAUGGCUACGAGGGAGGUGGGUAGAAAAUACUCCAUGGGCUAUGGCCAUGGGGCAUGGAGCAAAAGCGGCAAGAUGUCAAAUGACACUGACGGCCCGAACGAUACGAGAGAGAAGUAUUUCAUCCCCCCGGGAAACAGAAUAGGGGAUACGGCUGUUGUCAGAGUACGGGAUCACGAUUUAUUGAUUCGAGGCUCUCUUAUCGGGGCGAGGACGAGACAGUGCCCUACAAAUUGGCAAGGCGAAUUGCAAUUUCGGCCAAGUGGACACUACGAUUCACCGAACCGAACAAAUCGCCAGCGGACGAAUAAAAGGCCGGAAGAUGGAGAAACAUUAGAUCAAAAUAACAACCGUAACUCACCAAGGCCUUUCCUAGACGAUCACACUUUCCGGGUCUCUCGUCUGCCAUCAGAGCCGGCCAAGGACCAGUUUGUCCCCAAACCCAGCGGUCAUUUGGGGAAAUAUCACAAGGAUGUUAACAGCCAUGCGAAUCUCUAUGAAAAGGAAAGUCUAUUCAAGUCGAAAUCCCAUCAAAACCUAUCAAACAAGGAUGAGGUUUACCGGAAAUACUCGAUUCCAAAUCAGAGUAUUCCCAGGCCUCGACCAGCUGCGGGUUUAAGCCCACAAAACUCCUUCGCUCCUUCUAUACAGGAACUAAGACAUUUGACGAAUUCACAACCAAAAACACCCAAAAGCGAUUCGAUGCCUAUAAAGUUGCCCGUUUCAGUUGAGCGUGAAUCAAUUUCUAAGGUCAGUGACAAUGGUGAGAAGCACCCAAAAGGCUCAACUGAGGAAGACAGUUUUUUUGAACAGUUGACGGCCUUUGUAAAGAGCAAAGAAAAAGAAAGUGGAAUCACACAUCAUUCCGCCACCAAACAAUACCCUGGUUAUAUUCCUUCACCACAGCCUGAAAAAGUCCCGCCAUCCGUGAGGCCUACUCCUGAGGCAAAGAGCCUUGCGCCUGUAAAGAAGUUGUCCGCUCCUUCCAAUCCCAUCACACUACGAGUAGCUCAAAAGGCUGGAGCUUUGAACAGCUCCAUCGAUUACGAAGAAGCCAGUCGUGCGGAAUGUCGAUCCGCAGAUCCAUUUUACCAUCAGGUAAUGAUAAUAAUUGCAAAGCCACUAUUUUUUAGUCUUGUCGAAGUUCUACUAGCCAUAUCGUCAGUGUUUUUGUGCCAAACCCUAAGUGCUUGCAAUUAG